Molecule: messenger RNA, 4514 nt
Organism: Acanthochromis polyacanthus (spiny chromis)
Lineage: Eukaryota; Metazoa; Chordata; Actinopteri; Pomacentridae
Gene: nrarpa
Product: NOTCH regulated ankyrin repeat protein a
Exons: 2
Coding region: 983-1321 (112 amino acids)
Cellular component (GO): cytoplasm
Molecular function (GO): protein binding; phosphatase regulator activity; enzyme inhibitor activity
Source: RefSeq, a predicted model, not a curated record
UCCAGCGGACGGUCCUCCGCUUUCUCAGCACUUUGCAGCUCCGGCAGCACGACCGCGCCUCUGGCUUUCAAUCCGCUUCACGGGCUUUGGCUGCAGGAGAUCGGAUAUAGAGAUCACCAUAACAUUGCUGCGGGCGGCUUGUUUAAUAUUUCUGCAGCGAACGUUUGGCUCCCCCCUUCAGUGACACCACGCCCCCUCUCCCGACAGAUUCACAGAGCCCUUGAUCCCUCCCUCUAACCGAGCCGGCAGCCUAUAACCUCCCCGGGUCUCCGCCCAUUCCUCCACAGUUGAUUCUUUGGGAAGGUAUUGUCAUGCAAAUAAGGGACGGACGCGUAAAAUAUUCCCCCAGAGCGCAGCGCAGGGCAGAGACUCUCACGGACCGCGAGGAGGACGCAGACCGGGCCACACGGUGGAUUUCUAUCGUUUACGUCGCUACGGACCCGUCCAUCUGUCACAGACACCCUGGCCGCCACAUGAGCAGCGACAUUUAGCCAGGAAACAGGUUGGACCGUUCAAGGAGAACCGGCGGGGAUCAAACACCGACGAGGAGGCUGCCCCGUGGAGAUAGUGGUCAAACACCAGCUUCCCCGUGAGAAGUCGGAGGUGUCUGUCUUCUCCAUCCCCUUGUGUAGCUACCUGCUGCUGCUGCUGCUGCUGCUGAACCAGAGGGGGGACUAUAUCCAGAGACCCCUGGAUCGCUUGAGAGCUCCCUUUUUAUGUUUUAGGGGAUUUAGGAUCUCUAAAAUAUUAACAUUUUUGCACACCAAGUGUGUCAUUUCUUCUCUUGUCCUUUUUGGGAUAUAUACAGUGAUAUUUUUUCUCCGUUUUAGUACUUUAAAGUGCCUUAACAGCUGGUUAUAAUCCAGUGUAACUGUGGCAUUCUUACCAGACCAGAGACGCUCAACAGGGAGAAGACGAUUAUUAUCAGCUUUAGAGCCCAGGCAGGAUUACUUUGUUCCCCACCCUCCAGCGAGCUGCAACCAUGAGCCAGGCGGAUGUGUCGACUUGCUCCGCGCCGCAGAGGGUUUUCCAGGAGGCUGUGAAGAAGGGCAACACCAAGGAGCUGCACUCUUUGCUGCAGAACAUGACAAACUGCGAGUUCAACGUCAACUCCUUCGGGCCGGAGGGACAGACGGCCCUGCACCAGUCCGUCAUUGACGGCAACCUGGAGCUGGUAAAACUGCUGGUGAAGUUUGGCGCAGAUAUCCGGCUGGCCAACAGGGAAGGGUGGAGCGCUUUACACAUCGCCGCCUUCGGGGGCCACCAAGACAUUGUGCUAUACCUCAUCACCAAGGCCAAGUACUCCUCUGGCGCCCGGUGAUCUGUCUCUGCUGUCAGGUAAUAAAAAGACGAGAAAAAGUAGAACAUCAAAAAAUAACAAGUCAACAACAGAUGAAAUAUAGAACUGCAACACAACAACACACGGGAAAGCCAGGCUCUUGUAAAAGCGAAAAAAAUGCCAUUAUCUACAUAGUUGUGCCAAAUUCUAUCAAAAAAAGGAAAUAAAAUAGGCCUGCACAGUAAUCUUUCCUCACUGUAAACCAAACGGGGCCCUCUCUGCAUGGUUCACACACACGCAGUGCUUCCAAUCUUUAACAGAAAAAAGAAAAAGCACCCAUUUCGGUGAGUCUGUUGGUACUAAAGCUUUUCCUCUUGAAUGUGCAUCUUAGAUCGAGUCGUCCACUAGUAAAGAAAGCCGGUCUGUGCAUCACAUGUGUGUGUUUGGACCGCAGAGUGCAGAUGGCCCAGUUUUCCUCCUCUCUCUGUCCCUGACCUCCCCGUUCUCAGUACAGCUCAAUAGUUUCUUUAUGGGAGCGCAGAUUUGACCUGUUGCUCCUCAUUGUUCUGUAAAAACCCUUUUUAAGUUAUUUUAUAAAUGAAAACACGGCACUUGAUGCUACAUGGCUGCAUGCUGGAAUAUCUGAAAGGGAAGAGAAGUAGAAGGGUUGCCCUCUGUUGGCUACCAGAGGUCUAUUUUCUUUCAUAAAUUCGUGAUUUCUUUUUAAUUUUUUCUUUGUUUUUAACUCAAAGAGCGGCAUUAUGGCUAUCCAACACGUUUUGUUUCCAGAUGUGUAAUCAUUAUUUAACAACAAUUGACUCCAUCGUUGUUGUGAAGUACUGUACACAAUAGCUUUACUUUGUUUCUGUUUUUUUAAGGAUUUUUUUUAAAGUAGCUGAAUGCGCAGAUCUUGCCAUGCUGGCGUCCAGUUUUUUCAGGCCAGUGCGACCACUUUGCCAAUGGUCAAUGUGUUACUUAAAAAUAAAAGAAAACCGCUGCUUUCGCUUUGUAUCAAAACAAAACAAAAAAAGUUAAAAAAAAAUUGGAAUUCACUUUAUAAUCUCCUUUCAGUAUUUUAUUAACAUCCUAGUCAUCACUGUGAAAGCAGGCUGGGUUUUUCCUCUUUUUUCUCUUUUAUUUAUGAAGGUACAUUGAGAAGAUGCGUUUUUUGACUGUGUUGUGGUUCUUUUUUUUCUUUUUCUUUUUUUAAAACCAUUCUGUGUAGUGUAAGAGUAUCAUGGGUGACUCAAGCUGCUUCUUUUAAAAACUGUCCCGUGUGGAGGUCGACCUGCCACCACCCCACUCAUCCACCACCCACUCCCACGCAUCCUCCUCCUCUGUUAGAGCCUGUUGAACCCCCAUGAGGACUUUUCUCCUCCUUCCAUUAAAGAUGACUCUGUUUGGUUGCCUUUUCCCAGCUACCUCGACUAUAUAAAGUAUUCUCAAGUUGCUUUUUUUCCCUCUCCUCCUCCUUCUUCUCACCAUUUUGUGUGAUCCUCAAACAUGCCAGUAGCCCCAACAUAGAUGGACUUCGGUUCCAGAAGAUGCAAUCAGCUCUAUUCUCCUGCAUCCUCAAGUCAGUCGGGACAGUUAUUAUUUCGUUUUUUUUUUAUGUUACACUACAACCAAACCAGUGCUGGCAAAGCAAAAAGCAUCAUUUAUUUCUGCAAAGGGAGUCUCUGUCACACUCAUUUGUUGCAACCCUCCACUCUGCUCUUCCUCUCUGUCCUCAUCAGCCUGUAUUUUCGUUUUAUUUUCAGUCAUACAAAAGAAAAAAAAAAGUGGAAUUGUGUCGCAUGACUUAUAAAUGCAGGGAGUUUUAUUGCACAAAAAUACGGAGCCUUGUGCGCCCCCAGUGUUCGUACGGGGUAACUGCAGGAGCCAAGGCUUUGGAAUAGUUACUACUACUGAGCAGGACCCUAAUACUGUUGGACGAUGAAGACUUAAAGAGAAACAAAACAACACAUGACUGUUGCAGGAUGUCACAGAAAAGGAAAAUUUGGUUUCGGAAGCUUGCCUGCUGCAUUUUGAAAGUCAUGGCACCCUAACAUUUGUAACAAUGCUGCUUGUAUGUUUUUCUUUUUCUUGUUAAUGUUGAUUUUUUUUAAAGCCUACUGCUCAAAUGGCCAACAGUUGUGUAGAAGCUUCACAGCAGCACUGGUUCACCUCAUGAGAAGCAGUUGAGAGAGUGAGAGUUUUUCUGUUUUGUUGCAUGUGUGUGUGUGUGUGUGUGUGUGUGUGAGGUGUUGUUGUGUGUUUCUCAUGAGGCCUGUGUCACUGUGUGUGUGUUGUUUUUUUUAAAUCAGUCAUCCAGACUGAAAAAACUUCCCAUUUUCAACCUGGAACAAACACAGUUAACCAGAAACAAACAAUCGUUCCACCACAUCAAGGUAUAGAUUGGUAUCAGGCAACAGAUGAAAUAUGCAUUGCUUGUCUUAAACUUGAUUUAUUAUUAUUUUUUUUUUUUUUUUUUUGUUUGAAUAUUGCACUGAUGACUGUUGUUGAAAAGUUGGCUUUUAUGUGUCAACAUUUUUAAUUUUUUUCUGAAUAGAAAAAAACAAACACAACAAAAUACUAUUGUAUAAAUAUAUGCUCCAGGUGAUAAUGUCCUAAUGUGUGUAUUACUUUGUGGAAAAAACAUGAUGUUUCUCAACAAAGAUGCGUGUAUCUCUGUGAUUGGGUGUAUGUAUAUAUACAUGUGGAUAUAUAUAUCGAUGCUGAUGAUGAUGAUGAUGAUAUCUUGGGGCACUUUCUUUUCUGAAGUGCUGUCUUCCUGUUUUGUUUUUUAAAGGGGAAUAAUACAUUUGAUGGUAAGAUCAUUGUAACAUGAUUGAAAAUUGCACGGUUGUGCGGUUAUUUGGCUCACCAGGGUCAUAACAUUUAUGACGUAAGGAGCCGGCUGCCGGAUUUGGUGUACAUGAGUGAGAUGAUUUUUUUUUUCUAUAAAAAAAUAGAGGAAAAAACAAAAAAGAAAAAGUGCUGACUUCUUUGGGCCAACUCGUGUUUCUGGUCUUGCUUCAUUUCAAGCAGGAUCGGAACUGGCUGGCUUUUCAUGAGUGAUGCAGAUGUUCCAUCAUGUCUGACUUUUUGGAUUUGUUUUUUUUUUUGGUUUGUAUUCGUUUUAUUUUUGAACAUUUGUAACACUGUGAUGAUGACGCGAUGUCAUGUGGAGAUGAGUGCUGUAUUAUUUUUGUACGUUUGUGUACAAGCCAGUAAAGAAAUCAUUAAACUCAAA